Molecule: messenger RNA, 1453 nt
Organism: Armigeres subalbatus
Lineage: Eukaryota; Metazoa; Arthropoda; Insecta; Diptera; Culicidae
Product: developmentally-regulated GTP-binding protein 2
Exons: 3
Coding region: 162-1253 (363 amino acids)
Biological process (GO): cytoplasmic translation
Cellular component (GO): cytoplasm
Molecular function (GO): GTPase activity; GTP binding
Source: RefSeq, a predicted model, not a curated record
AAGUCAUAACAAAUGCUUUUGCUCGGCCCUCGGCGAGUGUUUUUCUUCGCCUCGUUCACUGCGCGGAGCGGAUUUUAGUUUUUUGCGAAAAAAAAGUUAAAGAACUUCUGUUUAUUUAGUCAUAUUUCUUGUGUAGUUUUGUACUUGAUUGCCGUUCCGUCAUGGGUAUUCUGGAGAAAAUCUCAGAUAUCGAGAAGGAAAUCGCAAAAACACAAAAGAACAAAGCCACCGAGUAUCAUUUGGGACUGUUGAAGGCAAAGCUUGCCAAGUACCGGUCGCAACUGCUUGAACCCUCGAAGAAAGGCGAAAAGGGAGAAGGUUUCGAUGUGCUGAAAUCCGGCGAUGCUAGAAUUGCUUUAAUCGGGUUCCCAUCGGUCGGUAAGUCCACGCUACUGUCGACACUGACCAAAACGGAAUCCGAAGCGGCCAAUUAUGAGUUUACCACGUUGACUUGCAUUCCGGGUGUUAUCGAGUACAAGGGUGCGAAUAUCCAACUGCUGGAUUUGCCGGGAAUCAUUGAGGGUGCCGCUCAGGGCAAAGGUCGUGGUCGGCAAGUCAUAGCUGUGGCUCGAACGGCCGAUUUGGUGCUGAUGAUGCUGGAUGCUACGAAGCCUAAUGUGCACCGGGAGCUGCUGGAGUACGAGUUGGAAUCGGUGGGACUGAGAUUAAACAAGCGGAAGCCGAACAUCUACUUCAAGAUCAAGAAAGGUGGUGGCGUGAGCUUCAACGCGACAUGCACCCUGACGAGAUGCAACGAAAAAAUGGUGCAGACGAUUUUGCACUCAUUCAAGAUCUUCAACGCGGAAGUGCUGUUCCGUGAGGAUUGCACGGAGGAUGAAUUCAUCGAUGUGGUCACCGGCAAUCGGAUUUAUUUGCCGUGCAUUUAUGUUUACAACAAGAUCGAUCAGAUUUCCAUCGAAGAGGUGGAUCGUUUGGCACGGCAGGAUUUCAGCGUCGUUGUCAGCUGUAAUAUGCAUCUGAAUUUGGACUAUCUGUUGGAGGUGCUGUGGGAGCACCUGAUGCUGAUUAGGGUGUACACGAAGAAACCUGGUGCGCCUCCAGAUUUCGACGAUGGUUUGAUUUUGAGAAGGGGUGUUACUGUUGAACACGUGUGCCACGCAAUCCAUCGGACUCUGGCCGAUCAGUUUAAGUAUGCCCUGGUGUGGGGUACUUCGACGAAAUAUUCCCCCCAGCGAGUUGGAAUUUCUCACGUGAUGCAAGACGAAGACGUCAUUCAGGUGGUGAAAAAGUAAAUCAGGUAGGUUUGUUUGGAUGCUCCGGUGCAGCUUUCUCUGGGACAUCAUUUCUAUUUCAUGAUUUUUGCCGAUUACCGACACUACCUGUUGUUUGGGGAUGCUUGAAAAGACUAGGAUUAUUGUUGAAAAAUGAUAAACAGCGCAUGAUAAAACUUGGUUAUUCAUUUAUUAUUACAAUAAACCAAUUCUAUAAUAAA